Lolium perenne is the source of this 585-nucleotide messenger RNA. Lineage: Eukaryota; Viridiplantae; Streptophyta; Magnoliopsida; Poales; Poaceae. The record is from RefSeq and is a predicted model, not a curated record.
AUGGAGAUGCCGGAGGCACAGCCGCUGCCGGCGUGGAUUCUCGCCGGACCAGCCGCGCCAAACCUCUACGCCGACGAGGAGAUGGAACCGGCGGACGAUGACGUUGGCGUCGACGUCGACGACUCGGCCCUCGCCGCUCCGCCCCCACCCCUGCCUUGCCCGGUGCACGGCUGGGCCUGCCCGAGGCUUGCACAGCAGGGAAUCCAUGUCCAGGAGGAGGCCGAGCCCGUGGUGCCUGAGGCGGCGUCGCCGGACCUGCCGUCCCCAACUCCGGCGCACGAGCCCGGCCCGUCAAGCGUCGAGUCCGCCACGCCAAGCGCUGGACUCGCACCGAUGGCCGUGCGUGACGCCGUCCUCGACAACGACGCGGGAGGCUCUGCCGCCGCUGCACAGCCUCCUCAACGCCGCAUCCGCUUCAUCGUGCCGCGCGCCGUGCUGCAGGCCAGCCGCGCCGGCCGGCGGCCGGGGGAGUGGAGCCCGGCGAGGCUCUCCAACGGCCACUCCAACGGCGUCGCCCCGGGGACCCUGCUCCCUGGAGGAUCCUCCGACGAGGAAGAGGACGGCCAGAACACCCGUCGCCGGUGA